Molecule: messenger RNA, 3999 nt
Organism: Electrophorus electricus (electric eel)
Lineage: Eukaryota; Metazoa; Chordata; Actinopteri; Gymnotiformes; Gymnotidae
Source: RefSeq, a predicted model, not a curated record
GUUUUGAGGCUGGCAUUACACACUGUCCUCGCUCACCUGUGCGUCUAGGAUUCUCACUUUCAGCCUUCUCCCCAGAGAGAUACAGGCAAACAAGGAACAAAGAAGAAUCUACGGCAGCGCUCCAGGAGAGACAGAGAAAGCGGCAUCACUUAGCUUGCAUUUCAACCUGCUGGUAACGGCUGUCUCUGCCUGGGCCCAAGUCAACGCUACACAUGCAUCAGAUUAAACUGUAGAAUCAUGGAGACAAGCCCAGAGGUGGACACAGAGGAGCUAACAGCAAGGAAGAAGUCAAAGUUUAAGUUCCUGAAGACUCGACUUUUCAGCCGCCUGAAGAGGAAGGAGACUGAAGGCCAGAUAAAGCAGAGCCAGUCUUCUAGUGAUGUCACUACGCAUCACGGCGGAAAAGGUGAAGAUGACUCGGAGGACGACAGCCACUACCAGCACAAGACAUUAAGCUCCAGAGCAUUGUCACAUGACAGCAUCUUUCUGGCCAAUGAAGUACAGUCCUCACAGUCUGAGCGUGUUCUUUCACAAGAGAAUGUGCACAGCAAGAUUAGAGCACUGCAGUUGAAGCUGCAGCAACAGAACAUGCGGCUGGGCCCCCCUCCAUUGCUGAUUCCUGCAAAGCGCAUUGAGGAGUCUGGAACAACUUCUGAGGAUGAUGGUUUACCCUGCAGUCCUCCUGAAAUGUACUUACAAGAUGUAGCUGUGCACACAACGGCCUAUAAAUUUCCUGACACUAAAAAGCAUCUCAGUUCAUUAAGUUUAGCAGGAACAGGAAGUGAAGAAGAAGAGCAGCCUCCAUCGAGGCCUCACUCGCCAGUCUCACGACUGUCUCCUCAGGCAUUCAUCUCAUCACCUAUAGAUUUAGCUUCAUCCUCUUCCAGUGUGGACUUCAAUAGCCCUGCCCAAUAUGUCCCCUGCUUAGACAACUCAGCUGCCCGACACCGUAUGUCUAUCAAGCCCAGGAACCAGCGCGCCAGCUCCAAGGCCAAGAAGCCACCAUCAGACAAACAAGAGAAGACCAUGGCUUUAGAAAGUGGUCCAGUAGGUCCACCAAGCAUUGAUGAUGAAGCCCUAAAGGCCAGUGAUCCAAUAGGUCCACCAAGCAUGAAUGAUGAAGCCCUAAAGCCCAGUGAUUCAGUAGGUCCACCAAGCAUGGAUAAUCAAGCCCAAAAAACCAGUGAUCCAUUCCCACCUGAGGGCAGAGUCACCACCAAUCCACUCUACCUCCAGCCCAUGCCUGGUCUAUUUCCACCUUUAAAUGCUGAUAGCCAGCACACAAAGGAGACUGCAGUUGAUUGUAAUGAAGCAUAUAAGACCAGUCCAGUGAAGGUUUUAGCAGCAGAUUAUUAUGUUACAACACAAAAAUCCAGUGAGAGCGUUGAAGCAGGUACCACAGAACAAAUGCACACUUUGAAAAAGGCUGUAGAUGCAGAUGCUUUGAGAGUGGCAGAGACCUUAGCAAGACCCCGCCCUGUUCCUGCACCACGUACCAAAAAGCCAACUUUAGAAAACAGAAAUAUGUCUGCACUGAAAAUAAAUAUUUCAAAAUACAGAGAGUUUGAAAAGGAGGCCUUUCUUCCUGAGCUAAUCUGUAGGAACACAUUGCCAUUUGGAGGUCUGGAUGAAUCUUCAAAAAAAGAUAAUGAGCCACAAAGACUGAACUCAUUCCAGUUUUCCACUGCAUCUGUAAAAAAUCGCUCCAAGAUGAGUGGUGAGCAUGUGUCUAAGAAGGAAGAUGAAAGUUCUUGCGAUGAAACUUCACUGAAGCCUCCAUCCUACAACCCGAAUCUGGAAGCACAAAUGGAGAAAACUCAUAAUGUGAAACCUAUUGAGGUUAACAAAACCUCUUUUGCCAUCACUUUGCUAAAGGAAGUAAUACUCCAGAAUGUCUCCAAGACAGAAGUGGAAAGAAACCCUGAACUAUGUGAAGGAUGUGCACAGACCAUAGAAGCUGAAAAGAGUAAGAAAGUAGAGGAAAAUGAAGAGAAGAAAAAUCUUUUUGGGGUUAAACUCCGAACCACUUCCUUGUCUCUUAAGUAUCGCUCUGAUGUGGCCAAAGCAGAGGCAAAAAUAAAGCGACACAGUCUGGAGGAAAAUCACAUGAUAGGAGUUUCUGAUGGGCAUACUGGAAAGGAACCAUCUUCCAUGGACAUGACAGACAUCACUAAUGCCAGAAAUGUAAAUGUUCUCACAAAUCUAGCACUUCAGAACCCGGACUUACAGCAAGAUACAACUUUAGACAAAGAUAAAGAGCUUCCUCCCAGACCUGUGGUAAGCUCAAGCUGGGAGGCAGAUACCGGAUCUGAGCCAGCACGGAUGACCUUUACCCGGGAGAAGACUAGAGCCCACAAUCUGUCCACCAAACCCUGUUCACAGCCAGCUUCACCAUUUAAUUCUACAUAUUCAUCUACACCUAAAACAUCAUUUGCUCCUCCACCCCUAAGACCAACACUUCAGCAUAGACCACCCUUACCACUCAUCACAAAAUCUGAUCUUAGGACACCCCUUAGCCCAGAGCUACAACCAAGUAUCCAACCAACACCACAAACUCCACCAAAACUGGCUGCAAGUACAAUGGCAGAAAGACGGGUCUCAUACAGUCUGAGACAAGAAAAUAGCAAUGUGAGCCAGUUAGGAAAAGGACUUGAUCUAGUGGAAAUUAAGGGACCAUCUAAACCUGGAGGCAAGAGAAAUACCCAAAUAGAAUCUGAUGUCUUCAGGAGGACCCCGACCUUCAUGCCUACUGGCAAGCCUGAGCUUUCAUCAUCAUCAUCAUCAUCAUCAUCAUCAUCACUACUCCCCCAACAACAGUCUCCUUCAGACACAACUCAGCCAUCUUGGAUGGAACUUGCCAAGAGGAAGUCUCUGGCCUGGAGUGACAAAUGUUUGGAUUAAAGAUAAAUAAGAGAAGCUCUGAAGUCAGUAUGUGUAGGUUUGUAAAUGAAAUCAAAGAACAUGUAUAUGCACAACUGACACUUUAUACUGUUGAGUUUAUAAAAACUCAAACUGAUGAAAUGUGCUAGAUCUGCAGAAAUAACAUGGUUUGGUUAAAAAAAAACCUCUGAACUAAAACUCUAAAAUCUACUGACAUUAAAUUACAGUGUCAUGUUCUGUCACUGUUUCCCGUCUCACGUGGGGUGUGUUUCCUUCUUUUAGCCUUUUUACUUCUGCUUCCAUCUUUACAAAUAGAAUAUAUGGAACAGAUAUUACCCAGACCAGAAGUUCUAUUUUGAAGUAUUUUCUAUAAAACGUAAAAUGCCUCAGUGUACUGAAUCUCACAGUUUGCAUAUUUCUGUACUCAUGGAAAAUACGUUGGAGGAUGCUAUGAUGGUCGUGGCUUCGAGAACCAGUGCAGGGAGAUAUGAGUUGGUACCCAACCUGCCUCAGAAACCCAACACAGAUUUGGAAAGAUGGAUGUGGGACAUUAGAAGAACUGCCAGAGGGGAAGAAUUAAGAAACUGCUUGAAAAUGAAAAAAUACAUGAUGCUGUUGUGUGGCACUACCCAUAUGCAAAGAGUCUGUAAAUACAUUAAGACAAUAACAUGCCACACACAAUACUUUCAAAAGAAAAGUGUGAUAUAGAACUACCAUGUAUAUUUCAUAGUAUAGUUAUGACAGUCAUGUGACACACACAAUCAUGUAAUAAAGUGAUCAUUGUGAACCUGAAGGAAGAAGGUUCAGUUCACAAAUGUGUGUUGUAGGUAGCUGGUAUCAUGUAAGCCAGUGGUGGCUGAGUACAAUGCAGGUUAGUGAUUUCCCAUAUCAAAUACAUUUGAUGCAUCCCAGCAGUUAAUUACUAGCUUUAGUAUGUGACCUGGAGCAGGGCAAAUACCAAACUGUGACAGUCUCUGGCCCUCUAGUAUCAGAGCACAUCUGAUCUAAACAAUGCAGUGAAAAUGUCUUUUACUUUGCAUUGUGCAAUAAACUUCUAAACCAGCAUAAUUAUUUAUUUAAGAUAUUAGCAAGAAUAUCCAAAAUUGGCCUUACAUCUUA